Messenger RNA from Sorghum bicolor (sorghum), 2271 nucleotides. RefSeq names its product chloroplast envelope membrane protein. NCBI's taxonomy places the organism in Eukaryota, Viridiplantae, Streptophyta, Magnoliopsida, Poales, Poaceae. Gene Ontology annotation, cellular component: membrane. The coding region runs from base 439 to 1737 and encodes 432 amino acids. The transcript is spliced from 9 exons. The record is from RefSeq and is a predicted model, not a curated record.
GUGGAUAUGACGCCGACCACUUCAUCUCUCUACUUCUCUCUUCUCUUCUCGAGCCGUAGCUAGCUUAGCUGAAGGCUCAAGCCUCAAGCUUCCUGCCUCUGCCUGAAUUGGGAACUCCCUCCUCUCAUCUUCCUCCUCUCCUACCCACAAUCAGAAUUAUCCCGAGUCACCGGUGAGCCCUCGUCGUCGCCGGAACACCGACGACUGGGCGAGUGCCGCCGCCGGCCUUUAAUUUCUCCAGGUCUUUGCCGGCCGCCCUUCGGCAAUUGCACCCACCAGCCUGCAGGCUCCGGCCGGCCGCCUCUCCCGGCCGGAAUGCCGAUGACAUGAUCCUCGUGGCCGCUCCAGCUGCUCCUCGUGCAUCUGCCAUCGUGUUCCUGUUCCAAGUACACCGCUGGGGCUAGGGAGCAUAUGGUCCCCGUUGCAUGACCUUGGAUCAUGAGCUGUUCCGCGGCCGUCUCCAACGGCAUUGCGCCGCGCUUCCUCAUCUGCGCGCGCGGGGUGCUCGCUCUCGGUUCCCACAGCCACAGGAGUAGUAGUAGGAGGGCGAGGCGCAGGCACGCAGUGGUCUUCGCGAGGACGAGGCGGCAGCGACGGCGGCGGCCCAGCGAGUGGCAGCGGCCGUGGUGGAGGACCUUCUUUGCUGACUGGAACGAGGACGAGGAGAGCCUGGCCGGGCUCAGGGAGGACGACGAGCUGCUGGAGGCGAUUGGGGCCAACCCGGAGCUGUCGGAGAACGAAAAGUUCCAGGAGUGGAGGAGGAAGGCCGAGGCCAUUGUUGAGCUGCGCGAGGCCCAGCAGGAUGCCAUGAACGCCGAGGCGCGGUCGUGGGAGGAUUGGACCAGUGGUGCCGUCUCCGGCGCCGGCGGCGCGUCGGGGAAUGGAGGUGGAGGUGGGGACUGGGGCGGGGAGGAGAGCUUGUUGGACGAGAUAACUGAUGAUCCUGCGGAGAUCGUGUGGGAUAAGGGCGUUAUUGAGGCUUUCAGAGAUACCGUUGAUGAGGAUUAUGAGGACAUGCUCUUCGAAGAUCGAGUCUUUAUGUAUGCCUCCACAAACUCGGCCAAGUUUCUAGCAUUGUUGAUUGUGGUUCCGUGGGUGAUAGAUUUUGCAGUCCAUCACUAUGUUAUGAUGCCCUUCUUAGACAGGUAUGUCGAGAAGGUGCCACUUGCAGCUGAAUUACUUGAUGUAAGGCGCAGCCAGAAGCUGCACAUGGUUAAAGACCUAAACAUGGAAAAAGCAAGAUACCGUCUUGAAGUAGAGAUUGGCAAAUCUCCUCCACUUUCUGAUGAGGAGGUCUGGUUUGAGCUGCGGGAAAAAGCGAUAGAGUUGAGGGAUGAUUGGAGGCUAGAAAAUCGAGAAGCUUUUGCAAAUAUAUGGUCCGAUAUGGUUUAUGGGAUUGUUCUAUUCCUUCUUCUCUGCUUCAACCAGAGCAAAGUUGCGAUGCUGAAGUUCACAGGAUAUAAGUUGCUAAAUAACAUUUCAGACACUGGGAAGGCCUUUCUUAUUAUUCUAAUAUCAGACAUCCUUCUAGGGUACCAUUCAGAGUCAGGUUGGCAUACAAUGGUAGAAGUUGUUCUCGAGCAUUACGGGCUUGAAUCUGAUGAAGCGGCGGUCACAUUUUUUGUUUGUCUGGUUCCAGUUGCUUUGGAUGUGUACAUAAAGUUUUGGGUAUACAAAUACCUUCCAAGAUUAUCACCCAGUGUGGGCAACGUUCUGGAUGAAAUAAAGCGCCAUUAGAGAAAAAUUUUUAGUUUCCUUAAUUGGGAAAUCGCUUGGAAAAUCGUGGCCUUCCAGGUAGUCAAUGGGUAUAUUGGCUUGGCAUACUAAGUUUUCAAAUCUGAAGGAUGUCUUUGUAUGAAAGACCUGCCUGGCCAUCAAUCAGAGUGUCCGGCUGGGUGUUCGGGAAGACUGGGAAUCGGAGAAGUAACCUGAGCUAGUCCUUAUAUUCUAAAACAAUGUCUUUGUGAAAGACUAUGUUAGCCGGUUAGCAAUAUUCUCCGGUGAACACAAUAGAUACCCUACACGAAACUUGAGGCUUUUGGUCUGUCAUAUAUCAUUGACACGCAUUUUUGCCUGAGAAAUUCUUUUGCAUGCUGGAGGUCUAGGGAGGUUGAAAUCUGUCAGGUUAUCGUUUCAGGAUGUCCAGAGCUGGAAACUUGAUAUUUUAGAACUGAAACGUAUGGGCAUCUUGAAGGCAUCAGACAAGGAGGCAUAAUGAGUUGCAGGGUUCAGGAACCGAAAUAUAUAUAUGCAAGUUUUAAGCUUCAUUGA